This is a messenger RNA of Macrobrachium nipponense, 6324 nucleotides long. RefSeq names its product transmembrane protein 170B-like. The transcript is spliced from 3 exons. NCBI's taxonomy places the organism in Eukaryota, Metazoa, Arthropoda, Malacostraca, Decapoda, Palaemonidae. The record is from RefSeq and is a predicted model, not a curated record. The coding region runs from base 241 to 735 and encodes 164 amino acids.
GUUUUCAUAUGCCAGAAGGUGUUGUGGCAACAGUGUUUGUUUAUUGAUAAGUUCGGGAGACGUCACGUAUGUGUGUAGUAGUAGUUUGUGCAGUUCAGCAUGACAUCCGACUUUCAUGAUUAAUCCACGCCCAAGAUCUGCGCUCCAUUCCUGUAGCGUGACUUGAAGUUCUGAAAAAGACGUCUUCGUACCAGCCGUAGUGUUGGUUGUGGACUGAUCCUAGAAUGUAGGAGAAGGAAGAUGCGCCCUCAGGGAUGGUGGUGUCCAGGCGUGGUACUAUUGGAGGCAUUUACAGCUCUGGCGUUCUGGUUGGGGCUUUUGGGAGGUUUAGGCCUUAUCAGAGAAUCAGAAGCUGUAGUAGCAUACAGCACACAGCACGAUGAGAUAGCAUAUGCUGAGGUGUGGUCUAACCAUCCUCUAGAAACCUUUCCUGAACUAUGGCAAGCCAUAUUCCUCUGGGGUUUCUUUUCAACUCUCUUCAUUCACAUUGUAUCCAGCAUCAUCGCCUUUCUUAUGCUGAGAAAACAUAAAUAUGGGAGGUUUUCUGCAGCUUGUAUCAUAUUCAUAGGAAUGUGCACUACUUUUGUCACCUGUGCAGCUACAAGUGCAGCUGUUGGAUAUGUACUAUACCAAGCUAAGUUUGUCCUUCAGCCAAUCCAUGCCAUGAUAUGUGGCAUAUCACAGACAGCACUUGUCAUAUUCUUCUCAUUUUCAAGAGUCAUGCCAACUCUCUAAGAGUUGUGUAUGGAAAGAAUGAAUUGAUUUCAGGUUUCAAGACAUUUCAGUGUACAUUGGAUGGCUACUGUUUGAUGGUGUUUUCAACAUAACCCUUUUAGGAAACUUUUAAACUGAUUGUAGAAAGAAGACAGUACUGUUGAAGACAACUUCUAGUGAAGAAACAUUUUACUUAGAUUUUGCAUGCCAAUAAAUAAUGCAAAAUCAUAACCGUUGAAAAGUUGCUUCCAUUUAGCUAUUAUUACAAUUCCAUGUCUAACUCUUAUCCUUAAUGAUGUCAGGUUUCACAGUGAGAUGCCCAGCAUCAAACGCAGCAUAUCCAAGGUGCCCAGUAAAACAGGAUAGGUCUGUAUGACUUUCCUUAAGCAAAGUGUCCUAAAGGUACGUUCUUUUGACAAGAAUUCAAGCUUAGGUUGCAAACCUUUCCUAAAUAUUUAUAUUCUAAUAGUUAAUAUAUUGUUGUUAUGACAGCAGAUAACUUUGAAUAAAGGUCACAGAGGGUCAGCAACCUCAAGUAUUGAAUAGAGCGCACCUUGUGUCUUCAAUUCAGUCCAGAUUUAGGCCUUUUGAUUGGUAUCUGUACAUUGGUGGUGCAAUAUGUUCAUUGUUAUUGAAUUAAGUUAUUGGAAUGAGGAUAUGAAAAGCAAAGAAGUUUAAUUUUUUAAUGUACUCCAUACCUCUCACUUUCACAUUUUUUAAUAGGAGAAUGUUUUUUUUUUAAUGCUCUUUUGAUGCAUUUAGGUGAAAUUGUUUUAAAUUUAUAUUAAUUGUUUAAUUUAAUCUGUUAAACCUAAAAUAGUAAAGGUGUACUUCAAGAAAAGAAGGGAAUAUAAAUGUUUGUUGAGUUAAAAAGCCCAAUAUUUUGCGAGUUAAGAACUGUAAAGAAAAAUUGCUGUAUAAAAUUAGAAUUUUAGUUUGGCACAGUAAGAACAGGAAAGAAGGAAUUACUUUUCUGAACUCCCUUUAAUGUGUUAUAAACUGACCUUUCAAUUUUAGAUCGUAGAAUGUUGGGUAUAGGUUUCAGUUUUUAUAUAAGUGAAUGGAAGGCAGUACAAUCUCUUGUCAUUCACAACUUUUGACUGAAUAUAUGGUAAAAUCUUCCUGGUUUUAUUUCAGUGGAAAAUAUCUUACAUAGUAGGUUCUUGGAGAACACACUGCUUUUUUGCAGGAAUUCAGUGUGCUGGCCAUGUACCUGUAGUUAAAAAUAAUUCUCCCCAUUAAGUGCAUCCUUAUUGUGGUGGUUCUUCUUUUUUUUUUUUCUUAAAAAAAAAAUACUCAUCACUCAGGUCACCUUAUGUUAGGAUUCAUUUUGACCCCAAGCUCACCAUGUUAGUGCAUCCUAAUUUAGAGUUGGAUAUAGGACAGUCACAGGAAGCAAACUUUCAGCAAAAAUUUUAUGUAUGGAAGCAAACCUUUUCCAUACUUUGUUUAGACUAGAUUUAUAUACAUUUGUAUUAUCUGUGAAUAACGUAGACCUCAGCACCAUCAGGUAGAAACAUACUACAUAGAUGUUGAAGUUACUGGUGCAGUCUUAGUAAUUUCAGAGCAUUUAGAUUUUUUGAAUUUAAGGUGAUGAUGCUCCCUGUAUUUUAGUUCCUACUGGUAAAAGUUGCUAGGAGUUCUUUGCAAGAGUGCUACCCUGAUCUUGCAUAAUUUUGUGGGCACCUUAGUGGCUGGUCCUUAUCCCAGAAGGUGAGUGUGGUUGCAGAUUUUUUAUUGAUUGUUCAGGAAUCUUUUUUUGCUCACCUCAGAGAAUUGUAAGAUGAUAAUGAUUGUCAAUGAAAUGGACACCAAAGACUCUAUCAAAAAAUGAAUUUAUAUCUGUGGCAGGUUUUGUUUGCUUCCAAUUUACCCUAUAAAAAUGUGAUCUCAUUUCAUGCAAUCAGAUUUUUGUCAUCAGUUUACCAACCAUUUUACUAAUAAUAGUAAGUCAUACAUAGGUAGAGGAUGAACCCAUUUGAUUCUAAUUUCAUAGCUAAAGUUGAAAGAGGAAAUAUAGCCCUCUUGCACGUGUCUUUCUUUUUUAUUUAAUUUAAUUUUUCGUUGUACAGUAUAAAUAGCUGUAGAACAAGUGGUCUUAAUUUUCUCUAAUAUUUUUGUUGCUUAUUUUGUGUUAAAUAUGUUAAUAAUGAACAUUCCAUUUGAGGACUUGCACUUCAUACUUGUUUCAACUGAAGGUUGAAUUUGUCACUUGUGAACUGAGGUUGCUUGUUUAGUAUAGUUGCAUUGGUGAUUACUACCUUCAUCUUGGAUACUGCUCACUUUAUGGGCUGUGUUGCACUUUGGGUAAUACUAAAUGUAGAUAAUAAAUAAAUAUAGUUUAAGAAAUAAGUGUAGCAGAGAAAAAUAAAUCUAGAAUAUUACAUUUAUUAAAACAUAAUGUCAGUGAAGUGCUUUAAAUGGUAAUAUUGGAAACAGGUAACAUUGGGAGGCCAGAGAAAAACUACAAAGACUUUAAUGUUGCUCGUAGUGCAUUCCAUGUCUUACUGUCAUCUGUAUUCUCCUGUAGAAGAUUGUUUGUACAAGGAUUUGCUGAUAAGUGGGUUAUGUGAAGCAAGGUUCUGUAAUUAGGCUUCAUGCAAAGACCAUUGGAAUGAGAAAACUGAUAUCCCUUGCCCCGCUGAGUUUUAAAGACCACAUGUAGGCAGUUCAUAGAAUUGCAGAACCCAUUAUUGUAGAGUAAAUAACUUUUGUUUUGCAAGAUAUCCAGCCAGUCAUUGUUUUCAAUCACCUGUUGUUUGGGGUAUACAGGGGUCACUACUUAGCUUUAGCCUCUGGUAGUUAUACUUCUGAGUGAGCAAUUUCAGUUUUUAUUGAAAUUUUCAACCUGAAGUUGAGUUUUAUGAUAUGAAUAAAACAAUGAUUUAAGUACAGAAUACAGUAUAAAAUUUUUUAAGGAAUACACCUUGGACAUUUACUUGUGGCUGUUUUAUUGUAAAUGUAGAGCUUGUUGUAAGGGAUACAACACAUCAUUUUUUAUGGUUGUCAUACUCGACUGUCAAGAGAGUGGUCAUGUGUUUAUGGUGCAGUUUUACUUACAAAGUUAGUUAUAGCUGACCAGUCUUUUUAUACAUUAUUGACUUCUCAUAACAUGAAACAAAUAGUUCGGCAAUGGAUAUAAGUUAGUCCCAUUGUCGUAAACUUCAGCAUAAGCAUACUUGCCCUGCAUUGGGCCAGAAAGCACAGGUUUCCAUAAUAACAAAACAUGGUCUUGAUGGUGCAUCUAGGUUUUUAUUUUGUUCCAAACAUUUGUUUGAGUGCACUUUAGGAAAGUAAUAAUUUGAAAAUGUGAGGACCAUUUAUUAGAUAGUCGUGGACUGUGCGGGGAAGUUUCCCCGCAGACUAGGUGCAGUGAGCGUGUUUGGAAUGUUUUAAGUAUAAACAGAUCUUAUUGGAAAUGUAUGCAAGUAGUCAAUAUUUUCUAUGAUUUUGCUUUGAGGUACAUGUCUGAUGUUUGCUUUGGUAAAUGAUUUGCUUGGAAGAUAACAAUUGUAACUUAAAUACAUAGAUUUUUUGUUAUUCAGUAUGGUUAGAGGCCUUCCAACAUAGGUGGAAAGAAGGGAGUGUCUUUGCUAAGUUGGGUAUUUGGAACUUUAAUCGUUAAAUCGUAGUUUGAACAUAUGUAACACCAUUUGGUAAAAGCUUAAUGUAUUAUAAUUAUUGCCCUUGUGUUACAUACUGUACUGUAAGACUGGAAACACAUUACUGUAUUCUUGACAGUUGGUUUGUAGAAAAAAAUAGAGAAAGUAAGCUUCACCGACUAAGUAAUAGUAGUACAUAUAUGGAAAAAUUGAUGUUCAGGUAGUUUAACAAAAACAUCUGCUGUAAACAUAUCUGAAACAUAUUUACCUAACUUUUGUGUAGAAAGUGGAUUGAGUUUACCAAAAUUAUUUGGAAGUAGAACUUAAUGUAUUCCAUAAGUAGGUACCUACAUGGAACACUAUACCAAAAGUGGGAAAACAAACAAUAGAAAUGAAAGAUACUAUAGAAAUAGGACUGAAUUAUAAUUUUAUUAAAAAUCGGGCUUAGUAAUUUGAAAAGUAUUUUUGUUCAUCCUUAUGAAAAAUUUUUAAAAUUUAUGUUAAUGUCUCAAAAACAGAUGAAAAUGUACUGUAAGGAUGUAGGUGUUUAAUAGCAAAAGAACCCCCCUGAUUAAAAUGAACAUUUCAGGGCAAAGUGUUGAGAGAUGAGUGGAGAUUGUCUUCCGCUUGCAUGUUAGGUACAGAAUGAUUAGGUAGCGAUUUCAGUGAUGAAUAUUUGGCACUUAAAAUAACGUUGUAAAUACUUCAUAAAUGAGACAAUUAUUUAUUGACAGUGUAUUUAAAGUAUUUAAUGCUGGGCUGCUCUUAUGUAUUAUUUUGUUAUGGAAGAAAAAUGAAUGCUGAUAAAUGGUUUUUUUCUUGUUAUGUUGCACCCCGAUUUUCUUUCAUAUUCAUUCUUUUUCUAUAGAACAACAAUCUUCUUAUGUUUUGUGCAUGUCUCAUGAAAGGUGUUAGCAACUUGUGAUUCCAUUGCUGUAGGGAGAUUACAUUGAGUGAACAUUCAGCACCUUUUUCUUGGCAGUACAGGGCAUACAUAAGAUGUUCUUUUGAUUCCCAUAUCUAGAUGAUGAAUUAUUAGUUACUUGGAUAUCAAAAAGAAAUACUAUCAGUAAUGUCUUGACUGUACAGACUGCUUAUAUUCUAUCUUGUAUUUUAUGUUGAAAUUUUCCUUUGGUGAAUAUGAUUUAAAUGAACAUGUCUCUGACAAAUCACAUUCAUGAUGUUUUACUUACAGUACUUUCUGUGAUGCAACUUUACAUGGUAUAAUGCUGGUUUUGGUUUCAUUUUGAAGCUGAGUAGUGAUUCUCUAUUUUACAGUGUUCAGGAGGAAAACAACAAAAAUAAAAAUUCAGGGUGACAAGUUGAAAUUACUAGCCAAAAAUCUAUUACCAAUGUCAUUCUUUUGAUGUCAGAAUCCAUUGGUUGAAAAAGAAUUUACCUACUUUUACAUCAGUCAGAAAAUAAAAAGGUUAAGAUUAUUAUCUAGAAUAAGCAUACGUAUAUUUGUUGCUUUUAUGUUUUUACAGUACAUGUACCUGGUAGGAGCAAAGGCAUAUUCAUAUAAUAUAAAAAAGUUAUUAAGUGGAAAGGUUUUUAUUUUAAAUCCAGAGUUAUUUGCAGUUAAUUUAAACUGAUAUCAGUGGGUAGUAAAGAAAAAAUUUAUAUGGCUUUUCAGCCACUGAUGUGAAUUUUGCAACGUUUGCAUCCUUGGCAUACUUAGACAGUAUCUUAAAGGGAAAUUGCAGUAUUUAUGAGACAUGGUACAAGAAACAGUACACUGGAGUAUGACCCUAUGUGGAUAUGUGCGCAAGUGUGUGUAUAAGUAACUUGAAUGUUUUAGACUGAAGAAGUUGAUGUCAUUUUCAAGCCUGAUUUAUUCUUGUAGGUAAGUCAGCCAGAAGCUCUUUCAUAGUUUUAGAAGGUUUUUACUACCGGAACUUUUUUCAGUCAUCAGCCUUGAUUAUGGUAUCAAAGUCAUCCUUUAAACUAGGAUUUAGAAGACAAAUGUUACAUUUAUUUUUGUUACAAAUAUUCUAAGAAUUUAUAU